GUCAAUUUCCUUCCUGAAAGUUUGUAGCCUGUUGCACGCAUUCAAAAUGAGAGAGAAAGCAACGGGCUUUUGGGCAUGCAGGUACAUUUUAAAUACAUAUUUAUUAUUAUUUACCGAGGUUGGUUUUAGUUAUUAUAAAUGUUUCUCAACGCAUAUGGGUUAUGCUACGUCACAUUUUUGGUACGUCGUCGUGCUACGUGUGCUCAUCCAACAAAAUAACAGAACUGAUUCUCAGCUGUGCUGGUUACUGCAAUGAAUGGUGACACUAUCCAUCAGGCGACAACCACAGCUUCCAUUGCAGCACCGUGUGGCUGGAGGGAAUUCUGCGAGUUGCAUGCCAUAGCCACGGCCCAGGAACUAGCCAACCACUACCGUAACUUUGCCAGGGAGCGGCCAGAGCAUGAUGUCAUCCCACCGGACAGCUUCUCCAAGCAGUUCAGCGAGCUGUUCCAGCAGCACUUCCACAGCGAGGUGGCCGAAAAGAUCCCUACAUUGGCCCCUUCACCCAUGAUGGGCCGGCUCCGCAUCACCUCCUCCUCCGGGGUGCAAGACUACCGGGAGGCGGGCCAGCCUGGCGCCCCGGCCCUGUUCACCGUGCUGGACUCAAAGCCGAAGCACGGGGUGGUGGAGCAGCCCCUUCAGUGCUCAUCAGCCAACCCAGGGGUGCGAGCUCGAGCUCCCGUCCGGAGCCACAGCCAGGAGGAGGUGUCUGUGUCGGAGCGGCGGCCUGUGUCUGAAUGGUACACCCCCACCUCACCCUCCUCCGCUGCUGCUGAUGUCACACACUUCUCUGUCAGCCAGAUCAGGCAGAGCGUGCGCUGUCUUCUUAAGGAGCCCCUGCCUCCACCUCAAGACCUGCUGUCGAGAGGGCCGGGGGACAGGGGAAUAGGAGGGACUUUGGACGAAGUGGCGGCCUUAUCGUUGUCAGCGUUGACUGUGAACCCCUCCCCCGAGACCACUGCCUCUGCCUCGUCCAUGGCGGUCCACCUCCUAGACCGUCUGGCCAGCAGGUUUGGCAGUAGGAGUGUGAAGCGCGGGCCGCAGGCUGCGGGCAGCUGCAAAGAGGGGCAGCUGAGGUACCUGGUGGUUGACGACACUAUCUCGGACACGCAGCAUCGCUGGGAGCGCUGCCGCCUACUGGUGAGGAAGAUCAGAGACGGCCUAGCAGGAGAGAGGUUCCAGCUGGAGCUCUAUGACCCCCCCAAGGGCUCUAGUCCCAAACUGACAGUUCAUUGUGCAGACAUCCUGGAGAUCCGCCGCUGCAACCGCCUGGAGAUGCCCGACAACAUGAACACAUUUGUUUUAAAGGUUAAUCACUAUCCAGGUAGUCUCAUAUUUGAGACGGAAAAUAACCAGCAAGUCAGCUCCUGGACAACAGAAAUUAAAGAAUGUAUCAACAGGUCUGGCAGUGUGGAUUUGGAGCUCCUAACCUACCCUGUGGACAAUGCUGCGAUGGCCAAACGGAGAGGGAACUCCGAGUCAGGGAGUCAGGGAACUGCGACCUUUGCCCUCUCGGAGCAGGUGUUCCAUAAGACUGACCACUUCCUGUGUUCAUACCCCUGGUUCCACGGGCCCAUCUCGCGGGUCAAGGCGGCCCACCUGGUCCAGAACUUGGGCCUGGAGGGCCAUGGAGUGUUCCUAGUGAGGCAGAGUGAGACUCGCCGCGGAGACUACGUCCUCACCUUCAACUACCAGAGCAAGGCCAAGCACCUGCGUCUGUCUCUAACAGAGUGGGGUCAGUGUAGGGUGCAGCACCUGCGCUUCCCAUCCGUCAUGGACAUGCUCAGUCACUUUCGCCUCUACCCCAUACCCCUGGAGUGUGGCACUGCCUGUGACGUCACCCUCUCAAGCUUCGUGGUGGCUAACUCCCAAGGUCAGAUUUCAGCGGCUGUUCUGGUUCCCUUCUCCCUGAACUGCUGGAGCUCCGAGCCCAGCCUGGCCCACUGCAGCCCAGCCACCUGCUCCAGCCUGCUCCCCUCAGCAGGCCCCUCUCCAGGCCCCCUGCCCCAGCCCGGACACCCUCAUCUAUACACCGCUCCCCUCCCAGACCUCCCCACCUCUGGUCCCCUGCGUCGGAGCGAGUCGGUGGGCCGCAGACCCCUACUGCGUCACCCCAACCCCCACCCACCCUUUACUCAGCGAGACUCCGACUACGAACUGGAGCCAGACAGGGGCCGCAAGCGGGCCAUCGACAACCAGUACAUGUUCCUCUGACCGGCUGACUCCCUUUCUCCCUGUCACAGCCGGCCCAGAGGUCACCGCAAAACUCCAAGCAAAUGCCAGAUGGACUCAUGAGUGAACGUGUAUGCCCAAGUUGAGGUCUGUUUCAUGGUGGGGUGACAGAGUUCAUUAUGAAUGUAUUUUUAGGAAAGUGUUUUAUAUUGUUAUAUGAUUAUUCUCAUUUUAUAAAGCGGAUGUCGUUGUUUUAAGGGAUGUUGCUACAUGGGAGUGAGUGGCGCUGAUGUGGAAGGUCUUCCCUCAGGCAGGGGAGCGGGGCACCCUCACUGCCUCUCCCUCCCCUUUAAUAGGGGUCUGUUUAAGGGCCCUGAAGCGUUGGGCAACACUCCUUCCCCUCCACACACACACUCCAUUUUAUAGUGUAUUCUAAUGAUACCCUGUGUAUUUGAAAUGCACACAUUCUGUAUUUUAAUUCGCUGGAACCUAACAAACUGUAUGGAGCCUUCCACGUAGGUUUGGUUCAGUCUCACUGUUGGGGUAUGUAUUGACGUUAAACCUCCCGAGACGGGACUGAACCCCAUAAAGAAAGAGGUUGGGAGGGGACACACCCUAUUCUAGAGUCCCUGUUCCCCUCCACAGCCUCGACUCUCAAGAGUUGUGCACAGGGCUUAUAUAACACAUUUCACACAAUGUUCGUGAUACAACAGUUUGUCUGCCCAAAAAUGUUUACACAACCAUUGUGCAAAACUCUGUUGUAUCACAAGCAUUGUACCUGUAUUGUACAACUUGAAUGUGUAUGGGGCAAAAUAUUAGCAUGUUAAUUUCCUGUUAGCAUUAAAGGCCUUACCUUCAUAGCAUUAACUUCUUUCAUCUUAACAUUGUUCUCUCCAGCUCUACGACUCAAGGACAAAGCUGGACCUUUCUGAAGGCAUUUGUUUUCUGCUAGUUAAAUGUUUCCCUUCUAUGGCUUCUUAAUCAGCGAGCUCUUGAAAGAGACAAAUGUCACCAAAGAAAAUGUGAGGAAAAGACUGCACUCCCUUGCUUUUACUAAGAACCCUCGUGUGCAUGGCCCCUUAACACAUUUUAUGUAAGCAACCAUUCUGGUGUACAUUUUUGUUUAUUAAUUAAACUUUCUUUAACAUACCAGUACCCAUCACUUUUCCUCUAUGGACAUCUUCUUUCCCUUGCCUAACACUAACUUAGCAGUGAAACCUUAAUCAUUGAGUUGUACAGCUUACCCCCUAGAAGUCCUACAGUGUUUAUUUCUUAUCAUAGAAGGGCUUUCUGUUUUUAAGAAAUGCACAAAGGCAUGUUUAUUUCCUUUUUAAAUGACCAGGACAUCGACUUGCCCUGAAAGGAGAUGUCUUUUUCAUUGCAUGACCCAGCUAAAAAUCUAUCAAGGAAUUUUACAAUAGUUUUUAAUCAGGUACCUUCCGAUAUUGAAACUGACUUUGUCAAAGGUUAGACAAUUGCAGACAAGUAUGGUUUGUUUCCUGUGCUUAAAUUGAAACUAAUCCCAAACCCCAAUCUGUUCUGCAAAUGCGUAAGGAAAGCAACGGUAUCAUUGACUUAUCAGUCCCUUUGACCUGUAGCCAGAAAGACUAUGCCUUGCCUGAAAACUGCUGUUGCUUUGAACCUCAGGGCGUGAUGUGUUUGAACUUAGUGCAAUAAAUGAGGUAUUUCCAAUAAUUUAGCCUAUUGCACAUUGAACGCUUUAUAUUAUAGCUUAACCUGUACAUUGUCUUUGCACUCAAUCAUAUUGGGAAAACAAAUCACACCAAGAGUUCUGACAAGCUUAGUGCAUUCCACUACUGUACAGGUGAAGAGUGAGCAACACCAGUCUGUCUGCACAUAUCAGGUUAGUUUUAUACUCCAAAAUGGCCCCAACGUACCUCAGGCCCAUGUAUUAGAACAUUUGCUGACAUGCAUUUAUUUUGCCCGGUCAGUCAAGCCAUCUGACAUUGUUCAAGUUCAACUGAUUUAAUGUGUCUUCUCAAUACUGUUAUGUAUUAGCACUAAACAUUCCAUUAAACCAAAGCUUUCCAUCUGUCAA
This is a messenger RNA of Oncorhynchus nerka (sockeye salmon), 4231 nucleotides long. RefSeq names its product SH2B adapter protein 3-like. Lineage: Eukaryota; Metazoa; Chordata; Actinopteri; Salmoniformes; Salmonidae. Gene Ontology annotation, cellular component: plasma membrane. Gene Ontology annotation, biological process: intracellular signal transduction. Gene Ontology annotation, molecular function: transmembrane receptor protein tyrosine kinase adaptor activity. The record is from RefSeq and is a predicted model, not a curated record. The transcript is spliced from 8 exons. The coding region runs from base 253 to 2214 and encodes 653 amino acids.